AUGGACGAACCGGUGGAUAUUUAUGAACAGGCGGCACUGAAUAUGUCGAUUCCGGAAGGUUGUGAUAUCACUCGAACGGUGUAUGCGUCGAUAAAACAGCUUAUCAGUCAUGAUAUCAUUGAUCCCAGCUCAGUUGGGUUCCAGAGUUGUGAACCAUUGUGCGGUCUUUGCUACCAUGGGUCCAAAGAGUGGGACUACAUCCGUUUCAACAUCAUCGUUGUCGGCAUCAUCCUCCCGAUUGUCGGUGUUUUUGGUAUUGUGGGUAACGCCAUAUCAGCAUUUGUCUAUAGUCGCCCAGAAAUGCGAUGCUCCACCAACUUUUAUCUCUUCUCCUUGGCUUGUUCUGAUACGGGUGUAGCUUUAACCGGAAUAUUUUUGUUCUCUCUUGAAACAUUCCGCCCAUUUUCGCUCACGGUGGCCAGAAUGUCUGGUCAAUUGUCGGCAAUUGUGUACCCGAUGGGUAUGAUUGCUCAGACGUGCUCCGUGUAUUUCACCAUGUGUGCUGGAGUUGAUUGCUUUGUACAGGUCUGUCUACCCGAAAAAGUGCGUAGAGCAUUUUCGCGUAAAGAGACGGUUCAUUUCCUGGCAAUUUGUGUUCUCAUCUUCUCUGUUCUUUACAAUGUUCCCCAUUUCUUCGAAGGAUUUGUUAUCGAUUGUUAUCAUAAGGAUUUAGGAGGAAUGAGCAAAGAAGUUUGUCCUGCUACUCUGAGAUACAACGAACUGUACCAAUCCAUCUAUUACAAGUACAUGUACGCAAUUUUCCUCGCUGUUGGACCACUGAUCACAUUAAUCGUUUUGAACACUUUUAUUAUUGGUGUAUCUGUAUUCGGAUCGAGUGCUUCUAAUACAGAUGACACAAUGUCUCUGAUUCUGGUUGUUCUGCUUUUUAUCUCUUGUAACACAAUAGCUCUGAUUAUCAAUAUAUUCGAAAGUUAUCUAUCGGAAACACUGGGAAGCAAAAUCAACUACAUUGUGGAUUUGUCCAAUUUUCUAGUGGUCUUCAACUCGAGUUUCAACAUCAUCAUCUACAUUAAGUACUCCCGCCCAUUCGCUGACACGUUGUUCUCCUACUUCUGCCGCCGGAAGCCGAAAACAGAGAGCCCCGGACCCGGACCACCAAUCAUGAUAACUGAAAAACCAUCCCGGUCAAAAAAAUGCAAAGAGACACUCUCUCGAUUAUUGGUUGCUUCUCAACCAGAGGUACUUAUAUGA
Messenger RNA from Caenorhabditis briggsae, 1212 nucleotides. RefSeq names its product Protein CBR-FRPR-17 (gene Cbr-frpr-17). Gene Ontology annotation, molecular function: G protein-coupled receptor activity. Gene Ontology annotation, cellular component: membrane. The record is from RefSeq and is a predicted model, not a curated record. NCBI's taxonomy places the organism in Eukaryota, Metazoa, Nematoda, Chromadorea, Rhabditida, Rhabditidae. The coding region runs from base 1 to 1212 and encodes 403 amino acids. The transcript is spliced from 7 exons. Gene Ontology annotation, biological process: G protein-coupled receptor signaling pathway.